Messenger RNA from Cryptotermes secundus, 6259 nucleotides. RefSeq lists its product as uncharacterized. NCBI's taxonomy places the organism in Eukaryota, Metazoa, Arthropoda, Insecta, Blattodea, Kalotermitidae. Gene Ontology annotation, biological process: positive regulation of transcription by RNA polymerase II. The transcript is spliced from 13 exons. Gene Ontology annotation, cellular component: nucleus. Gene Ontology annotation, molecular function: transcription factor binding; RNA binding. The record is from RefSeq and is a predicted model, not a curated record. The coding region runs from base 369 to 3524 and encodes 1051 amino acids.
UAUCAGAUCUUUAUACUAUGAAUGUUUUGAUAAGUACAUAGUUCUUAAUCGUAAAAAUAACAUACUCAUUGUUUUAGUGAUAACCCUAUAUUACAUAAUGAUAUGAAUUACGGAAUUUCGUUUUUGUUUAAAAUUUUGAAAUAAGCGGUGUUGUGGCGUCAGAAGUUUCUAUGGUAACCACUUUUAAGUGAGAAUUCUGCCAUCUGUAUGUGAAAGUAGGAAAGUCUGCCCACGUGAUCAGUGCAAAUGCUGUAGUUGUGUGGUGUGUGUGUUGAUGUGUGCGUGCAAGCGAAUACGGAGCCACAUGUGACAAAUAUUGAUACUUUCGGAUUACACAGAUAAUACCUCUCCAGUACAAGAAUCCUGUCAUGGAAACUGGAAUCCUCAACAUACAUGAUGAUGAACACUUCUCCAACAUCUCAUCACCACUUUAUGAUCAGGGCAUACUGGAAGAUUCGGAGGGACUUUUGUUGGAUAUGUUACAUAGUGAGUUUCCAUCAUACGAGAUUGCUGUUAGCAGAAACUUUGAUGCUCCUGACCUCUGGGGCACAGAACAGGAGUUGAAUGGUGAUUUGGCUGUGCUGCCACUUGCUGUGCCCUUGGAUGGGAGUUUCACCAGUCUGGAGCCCCACGCCAAGGAGGACUUCCAGAAAAUGCUGACUGAAUGGCAGGAGCACCUUGGUUCGUUACAGUCGUCAGAUGCUGAUGAUAUGGAUGUGAAGGAUAUUGCGGAGAUUGACAUGGUGCUGCCCAACCAUGUUUCUGAGCAUCUGCCUGACGACAUUUUUGAGGAUGACACAAAACCCUCGGUUUCAACAGGGAAGCAGAUCCCCCUGUUGAAGUUGGAACAGAAAUCAUCACCAUUAAGUAUCACAAUGAAGGAUGACUUUAACAAGCUCAGUUUGGACAAUUUCAUGAAAUGUGAGGAAGAUAUUGAUUUGGGCUUUGCUGUGAUUAAGGAUGAAGCCAUUGACAUGUUGGAUUCUGCUACAGAGGGUGUGAUAAUUGAUACGAAAGUGGACUUAGAUGACGACUGUGUUGAUGUGGAAACAGUUUCAGAGCAGAUCCCUGUUCUUGAAGCUAGAGAUUUAGCAAGCCUCCUGGAACAGUUUGAGGCAACAGAAGUGAUCAACACAAGCAGCAACAGCAAACCUUCUGUUCUUGACAACCACUUGUAUGCAUUGGCAACACAGCAGUUAACACCAUCCAUGUCAGAAAGCCAACAUACAGCAGCAACUCCAUCUUCAGCACCUACAAAGGGAAAUACCUCCAUCCUUUCCCAUCAGAGUAUUAAAGAUUCGCUUCCCAGAGAGGUCAUUGAUAGGAUAAAGGCAUCUGGCCGAAAGAAAGCGAUACCAGUAAUUCCAGCCAUGCCUAGCAGGCGGCCAGGCAGAGGGGGCACACGCAUGCAGGAUGCUGGUGCAGCCCUUAGCAGAAACAAGCUCUUAAAGAUUGUGUCUGGUGGCGGAGGUGGGGAGUCGGUUCAAUUGGACCACGACUAUUGUACCGUAUCAACAAACAACGUGGAGGUUGCACCACCACCUCGUUCCUUUUACCACUCAGAUGCUUCUGAAUAUAUUGCAGAUAAACUUAACAACCACCAUGGUAGUGAUGAAGACAAAACUAUAAGUAAUGGAAAAUGUCACGAUGAAGAAAAAGUGUAUUCUCGUCUGCCAGAAUAUUAUAUGGUACUAGCACCUCAGAGAAUAGAUAGAAAUGAUAUGAAGGGUAGAAAAGUAGCUGUUAGGGAUGAUGAAUUUUGGGGGGAAAGUAACUCUAAAAAGGACAGCGGACUAGAGUCAGGGGAGGUUAGUGAUGCUAGUGAAGAGGUUAUAGCCUCACCUAGUGAUACAGUUCAGCAUUCUGAUACUAAAUGUUCACCCAGAGACCAGACUGGAAAGCAGCCGAAUGCCCUCCACAGUGUACCUCCCAAGACUUCUCUUGUACCUUCAAGUGGAAAAAGCUGUAGUAAUAUACUCUCUGUUAAUGGGAAGGCUUAUCAUAUAGCUUCAGGUAGUGUUAGUAGCAGUAAACUUUCAACAGAAACUAUAGUUAUGAAGCCUGGUAAAGAAAUGCCCAUGAUUUCAGUGUUAAAGAAAUGUCAGAUAGGCAGUGUGCCAAAUGCUUCUGGCAAAAGUUUUCUGGCUCAUUCAAACAGUGUGAGCUGUGAAAGUCCAGCAACCAUCAAGGAAGAACAGCAAGGACCAAAGAAACGGAAACUGAAUCUGGAGGAGUACCGUAGCCGCCUCAGAGAACUGGAUCGAAUACGGGGGAGUAGGGAAAACAGUUGUGCCAGUUCCCCAGUCCAUUCUCCAUCAUGCUCAACCUCCAUUAGUGUGGGCACAAGCAUGUUGGAGGAUGUGAAAUCAGAUUCAAAAGACAAUCCCAGCAUUGCAUCCGAAGUGUCUAGCAAGCCAGACAUGUCUUCAGAAGAAAGUUUAUCAGUGGCAAAGGGUGUAGAGUCUGUUGCUUGUGAAACCACAUUGCGACCUGUAAUGCAUAAUGUGGAGGUGCAAACGAUACCUGACGAUGAAGUGCGUAUAGGGGGUGGUGCAGGGAAGCAUACCCAACAGGAGGAUGAGAAGGAAAGGAGAGAUGGUUGUACCAGAGAUAGGCGGAAGCGCCAUUACAGAUCACGGCGUGCAAGCAGCUCAUCUAGCAGUGGUUCAUCAUCAUCUGGCAAUUCCCAUACUUCAAGAAGGCGCCACAAAAGUUCACGCUCCAGGCACAGGCGUCGGCUCAGUUGGUGUCGCAGUUCUGCUGGUCAUUCCAAUGGCUCAUGUGGUUCUCGAAGUCGUGGUGUCUGGUCUCGCUCUCCAUCAUCAGGCUCUGUCAAAUCCUUUUGCUCAAGCAAUUCAGCACAUAGCAGGUCAAGAUCCCGAAGCAUUGGUGCCAAGUCAUGUCGCAGGAGUCCUUCUGGAACCAACAGGAAAUGGCACCAUUCAUCACAAUAUGAUCACCAUGGAAGACAUCACAGGAGGUCUGAUAGAAAUUAUGCAGGGUCUCGUGGGUGGAGGAGAUCCCGGUCUCCUCAGCAUUGCAACUGGAAGAACAUGAGUGGGGAUUGGCAAUUGAAUGAACGGGAAAAGCAGCGACAGGUGGAGGAGAGACGAGUGAUCUAUGUGGGUCGGAUAGAAGAAGGAACAUCGAAGGCAGAGUUGAGGAGGCGGUUUGAAAUGUUUGGCCCCAUCGUGGACAUCAGUGUUCACUUCAGGGAGCAUGGUGACAAUUAUGGAUUUGUCACUUUUGCAUAUAAAGUUGAUGCGUAUGAGGCUGUGGAGCAUGGAAAUGAUGACCCUAAUCAGCCACAUUAUGAUCUUUGCUUUGGUGGUCGACGGGCUUUCUGUAAGACUCGAUAUUCUGACCUAGAUGGAAUGGCAACUAAAAAUGAUCCUCUCUCCAACCCCAAUGGAUAUAUGCAAGGAAGACCAGUAGGCAUCAGUAGAAACAGAUCUCACAAUGAAAACUCUUUCGACUUGUUGCUGCGUGAAGCAAAAGCCAAGUUGUGCAAGCGCAAGGCUUGACACAGGUACAUAUGUAUAGGAGCUAUCACUGUUACUGUUUACAUUAUGCAGGUGGGAGAAAUCCCGGGUAAUUUAUUGUUGUAGCAAGUUGUUUUCAGCGCCGGUUCCUACUGUCAUAUGCUUCCCUGCUUGUGCCCAGUUAAUGCAAAAUCAAGACUAGAACAUGAAGAGAUAUUUGUGAAUGGCCGGAUUGAAUAAAUUAUAACCUUACACUGCCAUAGAAUUGUGUUAAUGAUGGUGGUCUUUACGGAAACUGAACCGUGGUUAUAAGAUCUUGUGGUGUAUGGAAAUCUGUGAAGACCUCACCUUCAAGAGAAUGCUGGAACCAUGCAAUGUUGUGUGGCUCAUGUUACAGUCUUCCACCCAUUUCCUGACUCCUGUGUGGCCAAGUAGUUGGUCCGUUCUGAUAUUCUUUGUAUCUUUACUUAAGAAAUUUUUGUCAUGCUGUGUCAAGUUACGUAUUUACUGACACUGUAGUCCGGGGCAUUUUGAUUUUGAUACGUACCAAAAUAAGUUAUGGUAUAUUAUUUAUUUUACAAUUCACAACACAGCUAAAACAUUAUGACAUGUCUUAUGAUGCUGAUAAAUAUUGUUUGUUGAUAUAUCUGUAGUAUAUUCUUUAUUUGUUCCAACAUAUGGUUCUAUGCAUGAAUAUAAUACCUAAAAAGGAGAAAUAUAAGGCUGUGCUCUAUUACUAGUUGUUUGUAAUGAUUAGUGUAAUAUUGUGUGAUUUACAGGUUCAGUUAGAAAAAUGAUCUUAGUAACAUCCAAAUUUGAAAUAUUUACAUUUCUGCAUUGAAUGAUUUGCUGCUUAUGACUUGUAAUCUUCUGUCAAUCUGAAAAAGAAAAAUAAAUAAAAUAAUUGAAAUUGAGGAAAUGUUAGCACCGCAAAUAAUGGUUUCGAUUUGUUGAAAUCGAAUGUUAAACGAGGGAAAAUCUUAACUUGAAGAACAUUAAAUGUGGUCCAGUGUGGAUAAAAUUAGUUGUGUUCUGGUUUGGAAUGGUACUUCUGUGACACUACUGACUCAAGUUUUAAGUUCGAAAACUUCAAAGUCCACUACCCUAUUUCUCAUUCUCAGACUUGUAUGUGUAUUUAUUGUGUUAUAACGUUAAAAUAUUUAAAGAGAAAUUUUAUUAAAGAAAACUUAAAAAUAUCAUAAAUAUAAAAUGUAUGCUGGAUUUUAGAAGGUCUUGAACAGGGUUGAUUUAUCUUGUUGGCACAUUAUUAUAAUAGAGUUGCCUCAUAUACUGUGAUUUAAAGAUGUCUUUUCUGCGUUUUACUUCAUGCCCCCUAUUUGAGUGCUUUCAUGCCUUAUGUAACGGAACAUUGCCCAUUACCUUGAAUUUCCUAAAUCAUCUUUAAUUCUGCAGGAGAGCAUGUUCUGACAAGUAUUUUAUCUCUAACUCCAUGGAGCACAGUUAUCCUUCAGAUGCUAAUUGUCACUGCUGAUCAUGAAAUAACUGGUCUUGUAACCCAUAAAGGGCUGCAUGCUUCUGUAGAAACACGCCCAUUUUCACAUGUUUGGUGCUACACACCGCCAGAGAACAUGUAGUCCACAUAAUGUUAGCAAGAAUAUGUAAGUCAUGAGCCAAUGAUCCUUAUUGCCCUAAUGCAUGGACUGGGAAAUAUUAUUCUGUAAAUUUGAUAUUUUGAGGUGCAAUGAAAAUUCAUUCUGACUAGUCUUAGCUUCAGGCCUUUUAAUCUAGAUCCCUUAGUACUAAAUCACAAUUUGUGUGUAGUUUACAGGAACGUGGAUGGACCUGUUAGAUUCUGUUCUUUAUUCAUCUUACAUUAUUGCACCUAAUGUCUUUUUUUUAUGCUACUGCAAAUGAAUUAUAAUACUAUUCUUGAACUUGACAUAUGUUGAAAUGUUAUGGUGCUCAGUAAAGUAACAACUGGUAGGGAAGUUCCUUACCUGAACGAGUAGAAUGUUUUAUUUUGGUUUCUAAUUUGUUCUCCAGUUUCCCUUUAUAUAUGAAAGAAUGAAUUAUUUAAUUUUUAUUAGGUAAUUUAAAUGAGUCUAUGUAGUUGAGAAUGCUGUAUAAAUUCUACUUGGCAUUGGCACUGCUUGUAGUAUCCUGGAUUAAGGUUCAUAUGUGCAUUUUUAAUAUGAAGAAUACCUGGUUCUCUCUUUGGCUACAUGCUGUUUAAGAGGAACUUAUUAAAGAGAAAAAGAUGUGUUCUGGUGAAGAAAAGAUGCUUUAUGUUUACAUAAUGAAAUUCCCAUUUUUAUAUUUUUUCAUUAUGUUUUAUGCCCCCUGUUCCCUUUUCUGGCAUGUAAAGAAGGAACUUUUCUUUGUAACUUAAAAUUACCAAAAUAUGAUUACUACUGCAAUACAGAAUUACUGGACUUCUCUCAGAAAGUAAAGAAGUCAGCAUUGAAGUUCUUUUGGUAUACAGUAUUGAAUGUACUGUCCAUCUAAGCAGAGUAUUUGCUGGAUGUUGAAGUGCACAUGCAUGUUUUCUUGGUUGAAAGUUAAUUUUACAGAGGGGAUGUAAUGAAUGUAAAGUGUUGUCUUGCCAGUAAAAGGAUUGAAAGGGACUUGGAAGAAAUUUGCAUUUUGUAAUAACUUAUAAUCUUUUUUUCCAUCUGUCCUGCAACAAUAUCAAUUUAACAACAUUAAUUCACAAAAUGUUUAAAGUGUCAUUAAUGUUAUUGAAAUGUAUUAUCACGUGUUGGGUGGGUCACGCGGCAAAUAACUUCACGCCGUCUUGGAUGUAGCGAAUUUAUUGC